Messenger RNA from Conger conger (European conger), 3686 nucleotides. Its product is annotated as eukaryotic peptide chain release factor subunit 1. The coding region runs from base 185 to 1516 and encodes 443 amino acids. Gene Ontology annotation, biological process: cytoplasmic translational termination. Gene Ontology annotation, molecular function: translation release factor activity, codon specific; sequence-specific mRNA binding. Gene Ontology annotation, cellular component: translation release factor complex; cytosol. The record is from RefSeq and is a predicted model, not a curated record. The transcript is spliced from 11 exons. Lineage: Eukaryota; Metazoa; Chordata; Actinopteri; Anguilliformes; Congridae.
GCCACCUCCCCCACGUGAGCCCCAUGACCAUCACAGCACGCGCAAGCCUGGGAGAGCUAACCGGCUCUAGAGGCAUCGUCACAUAAGUGGAAGCCGACCGUAAAAACUUGCGCGGCGGCACCAGCGCUUCGAGACCGAGAGGAGCGGCGGAGCCAGAGGUGCCGAGACUAUUACAGCAGGAAAGAUGGCGGACGACCCCAGCGCGGCGGACAGGAACGUGGAGAUAUGGAAAAUAAAGAAGCUGAUCAAAAGUCUGGAGGCAGCCCGGGGGAAUGGCACUAGUAUGAUCUCUCUGAUCAUCCCACCCAAAGACCAGAUUUCUCGAGUCGCCAAGAUGCUGGCGGACGAGUUUGGCACAGCCUCCAACAUCAAGAGCAGGGUCAACAGGCUGUCUGUGCUGGGAGCCAUCACCUCUGUACAGCAGAGACUCAAACUCUACAACAAGGUGCCCCCUAAUGGCCUGGUGGUGUACUGUGGCACCAUUGUCACAGAGGAAGGAAAGGAGAAGAAAGUUAACAUCGAUUUUGAGCCUUUUAAACCAAUCAACACCUCCCUGUAUCUCUGUGACAACAAAUUCCACACUGAGGCUCUCACGGCCCUCCUGUCGGACGACAGCAAGUUCGGUUUCAUCGUUAUCGACGGCAGCGGCGCCCUGUUCGGCACCCUGCAGGGGAACACCCGGGAGGUGCUGCACAAGUUCACCGUGGACCUUCCCAAAAAGCACGGGCGCGGUGGGCAGUCGGCGCUCCGGUUCGCCCGGUUGCGGAUGGAGAAGAGGCACAACUACGUGCGGAAGGUGGCGGAGACGGCUGUGCAGCUCUUCGUGUCCAACGACAAGGUCAACGUGGCCGGGAUGGUUCUGGCCGGCUCCGCCGACUUCAAGACGGAACUCAGCCAGUCGGACAUGUUCGACCCGAGGUUACAAGCCAAGGUGCUGAAGCUGGUGGACAUCUCGUACGGCGGAGAGAACGGCUUCAACCAGGCCAUCGAGCUGUCGGCGGAAGUGCUGUCCAAUGUGAAGUUCAUCCAGGAAAAGAAGCUAAUUGGGCGCUACUUUGACGAGAUCAGCCAGGACACGGGCAAGUACUGUUUCGGUGUGGAAGACACCCUCAAGGCGUUGGAGAUGGGCGCGGUGGAGAUCCUCAUCGUCUACGAGAACCUGGAUACCAUGCGCUACAUCCUGCGUUGCCAUGGCGCCGAGGGCCAAGCCUCCGAGAACGAUGAGAAGACCCUGUACUUGACGCCUGAGCAGGAAAAGGACAAGUCUCACUUCACAGACAAAGAGACGGGACAGGAGCACGAGCUGAUCGAGAGCAUGCCGCUGCUGGAGUGGUUCGCCAACAACUACAAGAAGUUCGGUGCCACGCUGGAGAUCGUCACAGACAAGAGCCAGGAGGGGUCGCAGUUCGUCAAGGGCUUCGGUGGCAUUGGGGGGAUCCUGCGGUACAGGGUGGACUUCCAGGGCAUGGAGUACCAGGGAGAUGACGAUGAAUUAUUUGAUCUGGAUGACUACUGAGUAGUCGAGACUGGCAUGAGGAAAAUAAAAAAUUUAAAGAUAAAGAAAAUAAUAAAAAGCCUCUCGCAAGAAGAGGGAUAAAAGACCAACGCAGAGGGGGAAUGAGUGACAAUUCAAACCGAAAAACAGCAUCCAUAGAUCUAUCCCUGCCUUAGCCAGUCAUUCCCUCCCCUUGGUCGGAUUGGACAUUUCUAGAUUUUUCUCUCCACUAAAUUAACAUGAAGCAACAGCAGGACCCAGCACCCAGCCCUCAGAAUGUCUGGACUCACCCUUCUUAUACAGAAAUAUAUUUUCUUUAUUGCCUCAUCCCCAUCCUUCCCCCUCCUUUUCUCCUUUUUGUUUUUUUAUUAAUUUUUUUUUUUUUUUUUUUUUUUUUUUUUUUUACUGGCUGCUGUGUUUUAUGAGAGUUUGGGUUUUUUUUAACCUGGGUUUCUGUAGAGAACGGGGGGAAAAAAAAAACGAGUAUUAAAUUCGAACUGUUUAACACCAGUCCCGAUAUGGUCACGCCUCCCAUUUCAUGUACAUUUCCAUGUUCCUUAAGCUCCGAGCCCUCCGGCCCGUGCGGCGGAUUUCUCCGCGUGGAGCGCAGAACGCGUUCACGGUGCAUGUUGAAAAUACCAAGCUGAGGUUUGCACUUAUCCAAAAAAAAAAAAAAAAUGGCUCUUUUGUCUUUGUGGAGGUUCGUCUUUUGUCGCGGUCUCCGUCUGCACCCGAGCAUGUUUGACCAUCCCCGUGUGCGUGUGCGUGAGCGUGAAUCUGUGCAUGCGGCUGUUCGGCUGUGGCACGACCCGCAGGGACGUUUUACGCGGCCGAUCGGCUGUGGGAACCGAUGGCGGUAACGCACGCUGCUGAUCGGAUGUAAAAUGUAAUGGAGUGGAAAAGGUCCACAGCUAAUUGGGUGUAGUGUGAUGGGGGGGGGGGGGGCUAACAGCUGAUGGGUUGUGGAGUGAGUGGUGGGGCUCUGACACACACACAGUGCCAGGCCUGCGCCCUGAGUCACAGUUCAGCAGCUCAUUCCCUCGUAGGAUCUUUUCAGAUACUCUCUUCGACUCACACGAGAACUUGCCAAACAAAAUGGCGGCUUGGUUUUAAUGCGUUAACAUACCCAGAUCAUUGAGUAACUAGACCAAGCCACUGGGGGGGACUGGUUGUGUGAAAGAAUGCAAAAUGGAGGGUAGUCCAGGAGCGGAGGUGCCACCGUGGCUGCCACUGUGCCUGGUGUAUUUGGCCAUUGGUUAAAGUCUUCCUGUUCGUAUUGGCUUUGUAGGAGUGUGUGUGUUUAUCCAAGAGCAGGUGAAGGGGAGGGUGGUUCCUGCACUCCUGAUUCAAUGUUCGCUGGAUAUGAGGCGGGCCACUGUAUCAGAUCACACGCUCCUAACCGGAAGGAGGAGAGGCUCCAUUGUGUCCCCAAGGGAUUGGCUUUCCUUCCCCCCGAAAAACAUGCACACACCUGCUGGAGCUUGCUACUGGCCGGUCUGUAUUUUAAGCUUCAGCAGAACCACUGCUGUGCUAACCAAUCGGCUGCAUGGUGGUUCUUGAUUAGGUUGAUUUGGUAUGGUGCUGCUGCAGCCGUGCCGAGAACCCAGCAAUGUAUGGACCGCAGUCGUACUAUACCCUGUAACUAGGUGCCUGAAGGCUGCAGUGCAGUGGGGUGGUUGAGUCCAUACAUAGAAGAGCUCCUAGAAAUCCCAGUCUGGCUAACAAUCUUGCCAUCUAAUUAUCCCCCCCCCCAAUGUAAUUAUCUGCACAAAUCCCUCCCGUUCCACCACAACUCUGUAGAGAGCGUUCUGGUGCAAAAUGGCUGCCAUGGUAAGGGUCUCACCCCCCUCCACCCCCCCACCCCCCCCCCCUUUCACUGUAGAGUGCUUUCAAAUCCAUGAGGGGCACUAUAUAAAUUCAAUGAAUUCUUUUUGAGAGCACGUGUAAAGGACAACCUUCAGCAGAGACUAAGCUCCAGUAUGAUUGUGCUGUCAUUUUAAUCCCAGUCAACCCCUGUCUGAAGACAGAUCUUUUACCUGGAGGUUGUGAGUGUCAAAGCGUGUCGCAAAACAGCAGCAGAAAUAAUUAUACUUAUUAAAUGUUCUUGUUUGAUCUUUUUUCAUUCAUUGCUAUUUUAUAUGGAUCAGUCAUAUCUGGCCACAAUUAUUAAAUGUUCCCAUUGUUUGCAAAA